AUGGGAUGAGGCUUAGCCAAUCCACAUCCGUGUCUUCAUCUCCCAUUGUGCCUAAAGCUGUGAUGUCAUCAUCUUCGUCACCUAGGAGGAGAGAGAGCUGAGGCCCAGGAUUCCAUGUCCUCAGACCUCGAUGGAGGAAGCUGCACACGAGGCCAGUUUAUCCCUAAAUGGUGUUCCUUGGCUCUAUGCCCUGUUUUGUAUGCUCUUUAUCUUUUUUCUCUUUGUCAUGUUUUCUCCCUUUUCACUUGAGAUAGACCAACAUGUAAAGAAAUUCUUGCUCAAAUGCAGGUUUACUCUGCACAAUAUUGUCCGUAAAGAUAAAGAAAAUGAUGACAUGAAGAUAGACCACCUAGGAAGACCAGGCUGUCCCCUGGAGUCACCAAGGACAGAAGUUCUUGGAGGGAAGGAAGAUGAGAUGAGAGGAGAUCCCCCACUGUUUGUGAGGAUAGCAAAAGAGCCCAGGGAUUCCGAGACUGAGAUCUGUUCCCCUGGGCCAUCCGUUUGAUGAGAGAGGCUAAGGUUGUAAGGAGUCCUGUGACAUCAUAUCCCAGAGGGAGAGGUCUUCAGAGACCCUCAUUGCCUGUGUUUAUACUGGAAAAAAAAAAGAUAAUAAAUAUUGUGAGACUCUCAGAAAA
This is a messenger RNA of Odocoileus virginianus texanus, 635 nucleotides long. Lineage: Eukaryota; Metazoa; Chordata; Mammalia; Artiodactyla; Cervidae. The record is from RefSeq and is a predicted model, not a curated record.